Messenger RNA from Tupaia belangeri chinensis (Chinese tree shrew), 2862 nucleotides. It is a transcript of the gene ARFGAP1, whose product is annotated as ARF GTPase activating protein 1. The transcript has 13 exons. The coding region runs from base 466 to 2115 and encodes 549 amino acids. Gene Ontology annotation, cellular component: Golgi membrane. Gene Ontology annotation, molecular function: GTPase activator activity. Gene Ontology annotation, biological process: regulation of endocytosis; regulation of ARF protein signal transduction. Lineage: Eukaryota; Metazoa; Chordata; Mammalia; Scandentia; Tupaiidae. The record is from RefSeq and is a predicted model, not a curated record.
UCAGCAGGUCUUGGCCUUGGCAGUUCAGUAGCGAGGACACAGGUGUGCUUUGCCUUGUCACUUACAAAACACUGACAUGCCACCCAGAUGGUGUGCGUGGCCACCGGACUCAGGGAACAUCACAGGUCCGUUCACGGCCCAACAGUGACACAUUUGCUUGUGAUCUGGGCCCAUCAGGGAGGCCUGAGGCCCAGAUCCGCUCUCCAGGGCAGAAAGUGCAGGCCCAGCGGGUACAUUCGUGGCACGCCACAGCUGGCGCACUGCCUUCCCGUGAUGAGAGCCGUGGCUCCUGGCUCUGGAUCAAGGGGCUCCCAACCAAGCUGAGCUUAGUGAGAGCAGCAGGGCCACAGGAAGCACUGUCCUCUUCUGCCCGCCUGCUUGCUGUCCCCACCAUGUCCCUGGCGGUCCACAAGCUACUGUCCUGUCCUGCUGUGGCCACACCAUGUGUCACCUCCACCCCUCAGGAUGGCCCCAUGGAGGACCUGCAGGUGGGAGGUGGCAGGCGGGAGUGGGUGUCCAGCUCCUGGGCUCCUGAGGUUGAAUGUGACCACUCCAGUCCUUCCCGGGGAGAUCUGUGUGUCUUGUAGAGACAGCCCUGGCCGUGAGCGUCAUCCUGGGAGGGCAGAGCGUCCUGUGGCUUGCAGUCGUGGCUGCCAGCACUGUGGCCUGGGAGCUUGCUCAGGGCCUGGGGGCAGGUUUCUGCAGGAAGAGGGGACAUUGCCCUGCGGCUUCCUCCACACAGCCCCUGCACAUUGUCCUGACGCUUCCUGUUGUGUCGUGCAUCCGAGCUGGCCAGAUCUCCCCUCCUGUAGAGCAACCUGCUCGUCCGUUUGGAGAGCUUUUGGCCCCUGGUGCAGCAGCAUGGCCAGCCCGCGAACCAGGAAGGUUCUGAAGGAAAUCAGGGUGCAGGCCGAGAACAACGUCUGUUUCGAGUGCGGCGCGUUCAAUCCGCAGUGGGUGAGCGUGACCUACGGCAUCUGGAUCUGCCUGGAGUGUUCAGGGAAGCACCGCGGGCUCGGGGUGCACCUCAGCUUCGUGCGCUCGGUGACCAUGGACAAGUGGAAGGACAUCGAGCUGGAGAAGAUGAGAGUGGGCGGCAACGCCAAGUUUCGAACCUUCCUAGAGGCGCAGGACGACUACGACCCCUGCUGGUCCCUGCAGGAGAAGUACAACAGCAGGGCCGCGGCCCUCUUCAGGGACAAGGUGGCCACUCUGGCCGAAGGCAGAGAGUGGUCUCUGGAGUUGUCACCUGCCCAGAACUGGACGCCCCCACAGCCCAAGACGCUGCCAUCCACCGCUCACCGAGCCUCCGGCCAGCCACCAGUGGUGACCGCCUCAGCAGACAAGGCCUUUGAAGACUGGCUGAACGGCGACCUCGGCUCCUAUCAGGGAGCCCAGGAGAGCCGCUACGUGGGCUUCGGGAACACAGUGCCCCCGAAGAGAGAGGACGACUUCCUCAACAACGCCAUGUCAUCCCUGUACUCGGGCUGGAGCAAUUUUACCACCGGUGCGAGCCGCCUGGCCUCAGCGGCCAAAGAGGGCGCGACAAGGUUCGGAUCCCAGGCAAGUCAAAAGUUCUGGGGUCACAAGCAGCAGCCGGAGCCGGCUUCUGAGCUGGGCCACAGCCUGAAUGACCACGUUCUCAGACCUGCCCAGGAAAAGGUGAAGGAAGGGAGGCUUUUUGACGACGUGUCCAGUGGGGUGUCUCAGCUGGCGUCCAAGGUCCAGGGAGUCGGCAGUAAGGGGUGGCGGGAUGUCACCACCUUUUUUUCUGGGAAAGCGGAGGGCUCCUUGGAUAGACCCCCGGAGGGACAUAGUUACCAGAACAGCAGCGGGGACGGCUUCCAGAGCAGCACCAUAGACCAGAGCUUCUGGGAGACCUUUGGGAGCACUGAGCCCCCCAAGGCCCGCAGGUCCCCAAGCAGCGACAGCUGGACCUGUGCAGAUGCCUCGACAGACAGGAGGAGCUCGGGCAGCUGGGAGGUGUGGGGUUCGGGCUCGGCCUCCAACAAGAACAGCAACAGCGAGGGCGGGGAGGGCGGGGCCGAUGCUGCCAAGAAGCCUGCGCCGCCUUCUGCCAACGCUGAUGAGGGCUGGGACAACCAGAACUGGUAGCCCGCCCAGGCCAGGCGCCAUCAGGGCAACCGCCAUGUUACUCUGCCCUCAUUCCUCCCGUCUGACCCGAGAAACAGCCCAGCGAGAAGACGGCUGCUUGGGAGGGGGGCUGGCAUCCCUGCCUGUGUGGAGCAGCCCGUGUGGGGUGGCAGCUUGCCAUCCUGUGCACCCCACUGGACUCUGAGCAACCUUCUGAGGCUCGGGCCAGGCUUGGGGCCCCCAGGCCAAGGCCUUGUGACUAGUACUCCGAGAAGCCGGGGCCGGGUGGCCACUCGUGCCCACAGAUGUCUGUUCAAGUGUUAGUGACUGUCCAGGUCCCAGGUCUUUCCUGGGGAAGGAAACAGGGUGUUGGAGGUGGAGGUGCCGAGGGCAGUGCUGAAGCGCCUCUGUCACCAACGUCACAUCUGGGCCACAGCCCUGGCCUAUGCUGUCUCCGCGUCACCCCACGGGGUUUUUCCUUCAUCGCCCUGGCAGCACCAGUUCGACCCCCAAGACUUGGACCCUGCACUCUGCUUGUCCCACAGCCCUGGGUGGCUGAAGCAGCCGGCUUCCUGCCCUGGGCCCGUCCUGAGCUCAGCAGCAGCAGGGUGCUGCCCUCCGGCCCUGCUGUCUGCCCUCGGGGUCUCCCUGGACUCGGCGCUGGACGGUGCAGAGCGCCCAUGCACCUGUGGCACAAGCGCCUGCCGGCCCCAGCCUCCCUGUACCCUCUGACCCUCCGUGUGACCAGCAGUGCAUGCACCUGAAGCC